This is a messenger RNA of Asparagus officinalis (garden asparagus), 529 nucleotides long. RefSeq lists its product as uncharacterized. The record is from RefSeq and is a predicted model, not a curated record. The transcript has a single exon. The annotation marks the transcript as partial. NCBI's taxonomy places the organism in Eukaryota, Viridiplantae, Streptophyta, Magnoliopsida, Asparagales, Asparagaceae.
GGCAUCCUCCUCAUCCUCCUCCACCUCCUCACCAUCCUCAUCUCCAUCUCCUCCUCCUCCACCGUCUCCUCCUCCUCCUCCCCCCGCUCCCACGCCGCCCACAUGGCCGCCACCGUCAUCGCGGCAAUACUCCAGGGCGCCGUCGCGCUCCUCGUUUUCUCGAACACGGGUGCUUUCCUUAGAAGGAUGAGGAGUUACGUGGAGGAGGAGGACGGGGUUGUUAUAUUGAGGAUGGUUGGGGGUUUGGGGGUGGUCGUGUUCGUGGUUGAGUGGGUUGUUUUGGUGUUGGCUUUUGUGGUGAGGUUUUAUGCGAAUGUGGAGGUCGAAGAGGGGAAAAAUGGGAGGGUGGAGAAAUUGGGAAAUGUGAGGAAAGAUUGGCAACCAUUUCAAGUGGUUUGAGGGGAAAAAAAAAAUCUGGGCGGAAUUUAUUGUGAUGUGCUGUUUAAUCGUUGUUAUCAUUGUAUUCGUUUGAUUUUGAUGGUUAUAUAUAGCGUCUUAAUUUAAUGAAGUGAUAUUGUUGUUUCUCAAA